CCAUCGCUGAAACCCUCCAAACGCUUACCGCAAUGGGCAGGAAACCCUCGGCCUCCGCCGCCGCCGCCGCCGCCGCUGCGGCUGCCGACCACGAUUCCGCCGUUGCCAGCGCCAAGGCCGCCGAGCUCCUAGCAGCAGCAGCUGACUGCGACGGUAUCCAUGGGCACUCCAUGUUCUUCGACGCCCUCGUGCAGCUUAUACCCCCGCGCUUCUACCUCUCCGCCGACGAUGACGUUCGCCCCUACUACCAAGGCCUCUCCAAGGCCGCCAAGGCGGCCAUGAAGGCUCAGUCCCGCGCCAAUAUCAAGGCUGCCCGCCGAGCCCGCCUCGACCCCGCGGGGCCGCCUUCCUCCACCCUCGACCUUCUCAAGAAGUCCGUUGCCGACCAAGAGGCGGAGGAGAAGAAGGAAGAGGAGGAGGAUAAGUCACAAGACGAAAGCCAGGAGUCCGACGACGAGGCCACCUCAGAGGGUGGCGACGACGACCAGGACAACGAAGAGGGAGAUGAAGAAGAGGAGGAAGAGGAUGAGGAGGAGGAGAUGCAGAUCGCCCCAGCAGCAGUUGUUUCUGAAGACCGAUCGGUGACUUACGAGGAGCUGCGAGAGCGGCUUCAUCGCCGCAUUACAGAGCUUCGUGGGAACCGGUGCACCAGGCCAGAGUUCCUGAAUAAGCCCCAGAAGGAGAAGGGUAAGAAGGCAAAGGGUGCUAAAUUGAAGGGGAAGGAGGAUGGUACAAAGCGGAAGCGUGAGGAUGACACAGAGGGUAAGGAUGGGAAGAAGCACAAGAAGGAAGGGGAAGAGAAGGCACCAGAUAUCAUGUAUGGCAAUGUGUUGGUCGAUCCAAAGGAAGCAAGGCGGAGGAAGAAGAGGAGGGUCAAGAACAAGAAGAAGGAGCUGGAGCAGGCUAAGCGGAUGCAGCGGGCAAAGGAGGAUCCUAAAAAGGCCACCAAGAUGGCCUGGGAUGUGGCAACAAGGCGCGCAGCUGGGGAGAAGGUGCACGACAACCCCAAGUUGAUUAAAGAGAGCAUGAAGAAGGAUAAGAAGAGGCAGCAGAAGCACGCAGAUGAGUGGAAGGACAGGCAGAGGACCGUGGACAUCAAGAAGAAGCAGAAGCAGAAUAAGCGGAAGGAGAACAUCCAGGGCCGGGCAGAGGAGAAGAAGGCGCGCAAAAUAGAGAAGCGCGAGAAGAAGCUUAUGCGCCCUGGUUUCGAGGGGCGCAAGGAAGGUUAUGUCAACGAGUGACAUCUACAUUGAAGAUGAUGAUGAGUGAGUACUGUGUCUGCUUUAUGUUUGUAAGGUUGCAUAUGUUGGUGUUGGUGUUGGUACUGGAAAUAGGUAUCCAGAUCAUGACUACCAUACUUAAUUAUAGCUGGAAGGUCGAAUGUUUGGCAGGUCAUCUGAAAAAGAUUUUGAGAUAUUCCUUUUGAUGUGUUUUCAUUGAGCUUAGAUUAAAUUGUUGAGGAACAAACUUUUAUGUCUAGCUUCAUAGCUAUCUCUAGCACUAGACCGAGGAAAUAUUAAUGUUCUUUUAUGUCCACUGUCCGAGGAAAUGCUAAUGAUGCUUCAAUGGA
Messenger RNA from Hordeum vulgare subsp. vulgare (domesticated barley), 1570 nucleotides. RefSeq names its product ribosomal RNA-processing protein 14. Gene Ontology annotation, molecular function: DNA binding; RNA binding. Gene Ontology annotation, cellular component: nucleolus. Gene Ontology annotation, biological process: ribosomal small subunit biogenesis; ribosomal large subunit biogenesis. The coding region runs from base 33 to 1241 and encodes 402 amino acids. The transcript has a single exon. The record is from RefSeq and is a predicted model, not a curated record. NCBI's taxonomy places the organism in Eukaryota, Viridiplantae, Streptophyta, Magnoliopsida, Poales, Poaceae.